AUGUCGAGCUAUAAACUACCUCCAAUUGCCAACCUUCCAGCGUUGUCAACCGCCGAACGCGUUGCGGUUCUCGACGCCCUCUUUGAGCCUUGCACAGCCUUACACACGCUCACGCUCGACCUUCUCCACACAGCGAAAUUCCAAACUUAUAAUGAUCUCAUUGCAACUGUUGGAGCCCAGUUGACGGGCCUUGCAGCGAGCCCUUCUACAAGUGACACCGAGUGGCUGGACAAGAUCCUAGGCGCCCACCCCCGGCUUGGGGAGAAGAAGGUUGAUAGUGCACAGUCAAAGGCAGAGCAAGCUCAACUGAAUACUGGUGGCGAGGAAGAGGCCGCUCAACUGCGACAGCUAAAUGAGGAAUAUGAGAAGACCUUUCCCGGGCUCAAAUAUGUUGUAUUUGUGAAUGGAAGGUCACGGCCUGUAAUCAUGGAGAACAUGCGUCAAAGGAUAGCUAGGGGAGAUAUAAAGCAAGAGAGGGCAGAGGCUAUAAAGGCAAUGUGUGACAUUGCAGCGGACCGCGCAGUUAAACUUCAGGCACCAUAA
Messenger RNA from Amorphotheca resinae ATCC 22711, 543 nucleotides. RefSeq lists its product as hypothetical. Bases 1 to 543 code for a protein of 180 amino acids. The record is from RefSeq and is a predicted model, not a curated record. NCBI's taxonomy places the organism in Eukaryota, Fungi, Ascomycota, Leotiomycetes, Helotiales, Amorphothecaceae. The transcript has 3 exons.